AUGUCUUCUCCUCAGCAACGGUUGUCCUCCAUUGCGAACCAGCUCUCGGGCCCCGGUUCUGCCGCUGCGAAGCAACAGAUUCUGUCCAAGAACCCCGACGACAUCGUCAUCACUCUUGCCGUCCGCACACCUCUCACCAAGGCCCGGAAGGGUGGCCUGAAGGAUACUCCGCUGGAUGACCUCCUCGUUUCUCUGUUGACGAGCAUCCGUGAGCGCUCCAACCUUGACCCCAACCUCGUGGAGGAUGUCUGCGUCGGAAACGUCCUUGCCCCCGGUGCCGCCUAUAUUGCUCGCUCCGCUGUGUUGGCCGCUGGCUUCCCCGUGACUGCCGCCGCCUCGAUCGCCAAUCGUUUCUGCUCCUCUGGCUUGUUGGCCAUCCAGAACAUUGCCAACCAGAUUACCGCCGGUUCGAUUGAUGUGGGUAUUGCGGUGGGAGCCGAGAGCAUGAGCACCAACGCCGAUGGUGGUGCUCCGGAGAUGUCUCCCAGCGUCCUGGCCCACCCCAUUGCCUCCCAGAACAUGCAGCCCAUGGGCCAGACCUCGGAGAAUGUUGCUGGCCAGUUCAGCAUCUCCCGUGAGAUGCACGACCAGUUUGCUGCGAAGAGCUACCAGAAGGCCGAGCGUGCCCAGAAGGCCGGCUGGUUCGACGAUGAGAUCGUCCCCGUCAAGACUCAGAUUAAGGAUCCCAAGACCGGCGAAGUGAAGGACAUUGUGGUCUCCCGUGACGAUGGUAUCCGUUACGGCACCACUGCUGAGUCUCUUGGCAAGAUUCGCGCUGCUUUCCCUCAGUGGAAGCCCAGCGCUACCACUGGCGGAAACGCCAGUCAGAUCACUGAUGGUGCCGCUGGUGUCAUCCUCAUGAAGCGCUCUCGCGCUGAGGCGUUGGGUCAGCCCAUUCUGGCCAAGUUCUGCGGUGCUACCGUUAUUGGUCUUGAGCCCAGAAUCAUGGGUAUUGGUCCCUCCAUCGCCAUCCCCAAGAUCCUCUCCAAGUUCAACCUGACCAAGGAUGACAUUGAUAUUUUCGAGAUCAACGAGGCCUUUGCCUCUAUGGGCACCUACUGUGUGCAGAAGCUGGGCCUGGAUGAGUCCAAGGUGAACCCUCGUGGUGGAGCUAUUGCCUUCGGUCAUCCCUUGGGCUGCACGGGAGCCCGCCAGGUUGUGACUGCGCUUUCCGAGCUCCGUCGGCAGAACAAGCGCGUGGCUGUCACCUCCAUGUGUGUUGGAACUGGCAUGGGUAUGGCCGGUCUCUUUGUUUCGGAGCACUAA
Molecule: messenger RNA, 1266 nt
Organism: Aspergillus terreus NIH2624
Lineage: Eukaryota; Fungi; Ascomycota; Eurotiomycetes; Eurotiales; Aspergillaceae
Product: putative peroxisomal 3-ketoacyl-coA thiolase (Kat1)
Exons: 6
Coding region: 1-1266 (421 amino acids)
Biological process (GO): phenylacetate catabolic process; fatty acid beta-oxidation
Cellular component (GO): peroxisome
Molecular function (GO): acetyl-CoA C-acyltransferase activity
Source: RefSeq, a predicted model, not a curated record